AUGGACUUCUUUCAGCAGCGCCCGCCUCCCGGGCUUUUACUCGCCAGGCUCUAUGCCGAGCUAGGAAGCGCUUUGGCAGCGAAGGGGGCUCGGCAGGGGCCCUUGGCCGGAGCGGCCAGCACGCUCUGCCAGUGGGGCCAGCGAGAACCGCUCCCCCCGUCCCCCGUCGCCGCUGGCGAGGCGGCGGUGUGGGCUUGGUUGGUUUGCUUGGGGUCUGUUUCCACAGGGAAAUGGGGAAAAAGCAGCCGCGUCAGUAGCGCCGCGUCUGAGGAGCAGAACCGGCUGCCCGGGGCCGUUUGGGGCGUCAGGCAAUUUCUUGCAACCUACAACAGCCUUACAGACAAACACUUGGCUGGAUAUUUCAGCAAUAGGAGGAUAAGACGGCAUCUGCAGAGAUCAGGACUGAUCUCAAAAAGUGGAAGAAUAAUAUCUGAGAAAGAAUACCAGCUAAAUGCUAUGAGGAGGGAUCAUCAAAAAUAUGUACAGGAGUGCCUGGCUCAGGCCAUAUUUCAUAAGGUCCUUGACAUGGAGCGUCAUCAUCAGCUGGAAAUAAAAAGGAAACUUGAAAAUUUUGUGAGGAAGGAAAGGGUGCAAAAAAUCAAGGUGGAACAAUCCAGAAGGUCUGUGGAAGAUGCUAACCCUGUGCUUUCCCCGCAUCCACCACUUGGUCCAAGAAAUCAUUAUGGGCUCCUUCCUUUAGUGGCUGGAGAACGAGCUAGUCGUUCACAAUUGAGGGCGCAUGGACCGCUCGUUGAUCUUAACACUGGACAUCCUUCUCAUCAGCACCAGACGAAGGAGUCUGCAUUUUUUGAGAUGGCUUCUGCCUCCCGGCCAAAUACUGCUCCAGGAUAUAUGCAAGGCCCGUCUCGGCUCCAGCCCCUUCGCAGCUGUGCUGCAGCAGGGUCUGUACCAAAGACUUCAAACUCUAAACAGAGGAGCCCCAUACUUGAAAAUGAUCAGCAGUUUGCCGGUGGGGGGGAGAAGAGCAGGUUAAGACUUAUGAGCUCAAUGGAAUAUGUGACUGGUAUAUCCCCAUAUCGACUCCCCAUCAUUAACGAUUAUGUGAUACCAGUGCCACCUCCCCCCCUGCAAAAAGGAGACAAGAGUGUAAAAGCAGUGAGAAAUGGGAUGCCCAGAAGAAGACGAUUUCAUCCUACAACUGCCCCAAAUGGCUUAGAGCAACUUUUAACAAAGAGUUCUGGAAAAUUCCAUAAGCCCUCAUUACGCAGCAACGCAUUUGUUACCAUGAUCUUUUUAGGAAAAAGCGUGCAUUUAUCUCAUGAUGAUACUGAUUACAGAGAUGAAAUCAAAGUCUAUCAGCAGCACUGUGGAGGAGAAAACCUUUGUGUCUACAAAGGCAAGCUCUUGGAAGGAGAGACCUUUCAGUUCAUCUCAAAAAGGCACCGUGGUUUCCCAUUCAGCCUCACCUUUUUUCUCAAUGGGAUGCAGGUGGACAGGUUGAGCUCUUGCUGUGAGUACAAACAUCAGAAGCGUUCCAGGCUGGGAGGCAGACGCGGAUACUUUGGUUUUCUCAAUGUGGAGAGAGCGUCUCCUUGUUAUAGGUGCAUUAUUGCAAUGGGCCUGGACAAAAAGCCUUCCCCUCCCAAGAGAAAGGUGGAGGAGGACCAUGAAAAGCAAGCGGGUUCUCUGAGAGAUGGAGUGCACAGGGAGCUGAGUGAAAGCAAUGCUGAGCAGAAAAUAGGCAAAGAUUCAGUGCUAGUCAUUUUAUCAGGUUAUGGAGCAAGUGUGGCACCUAUGGAGGACAAAAUGGAGACAGAAGAGGACUACAGAAGAGAAGAAAUGAAAGAACUGUCUGAUCGUGAGACUCAAGAUAGUCAGAAAGACACUGGUAAAAAUGACUAUGAUGAAGAUUUUGAAGCAGAUGAAGAAGUUAAUGAAGAAGGACAGACUGGUGAUCAAACGAACAGAACGUCAAAGUCAUCCUCAGAUGAUGAAAAAGAUAAUUUAGAUCAUGAAAAAGAGAGUAGAAACUCCUCACAGAAGGCGCUGCAGGCCUCUGAUAGUGAGAAAGAAGAAAAUGAUGGAUAUUCUGAUAGUGACUCAGAGGAUGAUAACCAAGGUGAAAUUUGCAAAGGUAAAACAGCUGUUUGUGAAAAAGUUGCAGCUGCAAGAAAGAUCCAGGCUUUUUAUAGAAAGUAUAAAAUACAACAGAAAUUCAAACCAGAGAGGAGGUCUGCACGCUCUCUCUCAUCCAUGAGUACUCUGUAUAGCAGUGAAGAUGACUCUGCUGGAAAGACCAAAGACGAUGUUAAGGGCAACGAGGAGUAUGAUAUCGAAAGGGCAUCUGAUAACACAGCUCACACCCGUUAUGGAAAUGAGAACGGGGAGAAUAAACUGCUCACAAUGGAGGAUGACCUGGAAACUUUUGCACUGGAAAAGAAAGGAACAGAUGAAGCAGAAAAGACAGAAACAGAAGAUGUAGCAGCAAGGGAAAACACUGAAAUUUUUCAUGAAAAUAUAAUGGCAAUACAGCAUCAAGGUCCUGAAGUUAAUGGGGAGCUCAAACCAGCUGGGUCUGUAGAAAGUAACACAAAGGAAUAUGGGGAAGAAGAUGUCCUAGUGUCUUUGGAGAGCAGUGUGAUGGAAGCGGAGGACAGAAGAGAAGAGUCUCCUCCGAGCGAUGAAGGAGGUGAUUGCAAAUCAAUCCAAGAGAAAAUAGCAGAGGCAAUUGAAAACGAUCAUCUCUUGAAUUCUGAACUUGAACCUAGCGAUUCCAGAACAGAUGAGAAAGAAGAGAACUUAAUAAGCACAGAGCACGAUAUCAAUGAAGCACCAGAUGGAGCUUUCUUGGCAGAAGGGACAAGAGCACUUGAAAUACAAAAGGCAGCAGAACAAGUGGUACAAGAAGGGCAGAUGGUGGGGGAGAAACAAGCACUUGAGAAGGAAGAUUUUGUAGCUGAGGAAGGAGAUGAAAAGGCAGGACACGAAACAGCACUGAAGGGAGAUUUGCUGUCCAAGGAAGGCACAGUGGCUGUGGAAGGUCAGCAUGCUGUAGAAGAGCCUGCACCUGAGGAGAAGACCAUGACAGAAGAAGAUCCAGAAGAGAAGGGGACAAGAAAGGGAAUGGUCUCUGGUGGAGAGGUGACAUUUGGGGAGCAGGAAGUUUUGAAGGAUGUGAAGAAGGGUGAGGAAGCACUGGAAGAGCAAGCACUUGAUGGAGAAGAGGUGGUAGGGGCAGUGGUAUUGAUAGGCAAGGAGGUAGAUGGAGCGGUGUCUGGGGGGGAACAAGUAGCUGAAGAAACCUCUGAGGGAGAAGAAACUGUGGAAGAAGCCUCUGAGGCAAAGGAGGUGGUGAGUGAGACGGUGUCUGAGGCAGAGGAGGCUAUGGAGGAGGGAAGUUUUGCUGUGAAGGACAUUGUGGAGGUUGCUGUGUCUGAGGGAGAGGAAGCUAUGGAAGAUGCAAACUUGGCAGAAGAUAUUGUGAGGGUGGUAGGCCCUGAAGGAGAAGAGGCUAUGGAGGAAGCUGUUUCUGAAGGAGACGAGGCUAUGGAGAAGCCUGAGGCUCUACUGGAGACAUUAGGGGAGAUGAAAGUUUGCACAGGAGAAGCAGCACCUGGAAGAGAAGAGUUCAUAAAGCCAAAGGAGUUUCCUCAGCUGAAAGCAGCAGGGGAGGAGUGGAUGGAGAUGGGGAAAGCUGCCACAGGAGCCACGAUGUUUGAGACAGACGAACCAUCAGAGGUAGAAGACAGCUCCCUCCAGAGAGCAGAAGAUGCAGUGGAGGAGUCCAUGGAGUCAGGCAAGUGCUCCUUCUUAGAAGUAGCUCCUGGACUAGAGGCCUUGGUGGAUGCUGGAAGGGUUCCUGUAACUGAAGGCUCAUCUCAGCUGGGGGAAACAGUAACAGCAGAGGAGGAGGAAGACUUAGCAGGCGCAGACCAAGUGGCACUUUUGAGGGGAAAUCCAUCUCUGGGCUGCAAAGCACAGACAGACGGAGCAGUGGAAGGAAAGACUGAUAGGGUAGUGAUGGGAGAAUCUGUGGAGAAAGCCACAGCAGAGUCAGGUUGUGGAGAGGAGGUCGCAGAUGGAGCAGCAGGUCUGAGGGAGCUGGCAGCUGGGAUGGAGGAAUUGCUGGAGGCUGCUAAAGGGAAAAGGACAGAAAAGGUGAUUUUGGAUCUAGAGGUGCCUCUUGGUAAAGAGGUGACAGGUACAUCAGCAAUGCCUGUAGAGGAGCUAUGCGCGAGUGCUGCAGGGGAGGUGGGGGAGGAGGCUGAGAUGGAGGGAGCCAUGGUGGGAGAGCAGGCAGCAGCAGGACAGGCAGUUUUGGCUGAGGAAGCUGCAGUGGGAGGAGCAGCGGUGGGAAUGGCGCUGGACGCAGCGGCGGCGGGGGCAGCAGCGCCCAGAGGGGCGGUGAAGGAGCCCGCAGCAGUGGCUGAGGAAGAGCCAGCAAGCGUGGUGGAGGCCGAAGGACUGGUGGCCAGGGGGGUGGCAGCGGAGGGAGAUGCAGUGGCCAGAGGAGCAAUGACGGUGCCGGCUGGGGGAGAUGGCCUGAGCGUGAUGGUGGUGGCUGAGGCUGCAGCAAUGGGAAGCAGAGAGAGGCCUGAGGGGGCUGCGCUGGAGGUGGCCAAGGAGAGCGCAGCGGAGCGAGAGAGGCCGCAGGAUGUGUCCGCGCCGAGGGAGAUCAAGCUGGAGGAUGGAGCGGGUAGCGGUGACGUGGGAAACAGCAGAGCAACGCUCUGGAGUGAGGAGCCUGCAGAAACAUCAUCGCCACUGGAGUACAUCAAGGCAGAGGCUGCCUCGUGUGGCUGGAAGAAAGCCAGCCCUUGGGAGGGCCAAGAGGUGGGGAAGGCUGGACUGGAGGAGCAGGAGAGGGCAGAGGACAUUGUAUCUGCAAAGUGUGUGGAAGCACGGGGAACACUGUCCGUCAGGGAUAAGCUGAUUACAGAAGCAUCACCGAAUGUGCCAGGGCAUCGAGACGGGGUGGCAGUGCCUGCAGGGAGAGGUGUAACAGGAGAAGCGGGACUGUGCCAGGGUGCGGUGGAGGAGGAGGCAGCUCUAAAGACAGUGAUAACAGAGAGAAACCCUGAUGGAAGGGAAGGGCCAAUGGAGGGAGAAACAAAACAGGUAGGGGUGAAAAUUGAAUGGAAACAGCCAGACAUCAGUGAAAACACCAAAAAGAGAGAAGUAGAAGGUGUCACAGAAAAUGUACAAAGCGUUUCAGGGGUUAGGGAGCUGCUUGAAACCCAGCAAAGGAAGGGAAGUCCUGUACCAGGGCAUGCAAACACAGCAGGAGCCACCGUCACGGAAAAGAGUGACCGAGAUCCGUGGAAGAAUGUUCUGAAACUGGACACGAUUGUGCCCUCAACACAGUCCCAGGAUGCGGAAGAAACUCUCCGCUAAGCAUUCUCCGCAGCUCCG
Molecule: messenger RNA, 5373 nt
Organism: Struthio camelus australis
Lineage: Eukaryota; Metazoa; Chordata; Aves; Struthioniformes; Struthionidae
Source: RefSeq, a predicted model, not a curated record